AUGACAGAAAUGGCUCUCAAAGGACAUGUUUCAAAAACACUUGAGAAAAUCACCUUUACCCAAUGUAGUCUUCGCUGUCUAAGGGAAGAUUGGUGUGUCUCGGUCAAUUUUGAAAUCCAAAAGACAAUGGGAAAGUGUGAGUUGAAUGACUAUGGAGUUGAAGACGAGACARGYGUAUCRAUAGAGAAAGGAGAAUUUGAGAAGAAAGAMGGGUUUGUMUAYACUCAACUCAGACCAGCUGGGUCUGGUUGUCAUGACAACACCUGUAAAAAUGGCGGCACUUGUGUCGUCGAAUGUAACAAAUGGCAACCACAGUGUUCUUGUCCGCGUGGUUUUCGUGGGAAACGAUGCGAAGAUAUCAGCGAGUGUUCUAGUAAUCCAUGUCUUCACGGUGGAACAUGCACAGAUCAGGUCAAUGGCUACUCGUGUACAUGUGCUGCAGGAUACAAUGGAGCAAAUUGUGAAAAUAGUUUAAACUGCGAGGUUUAUUUCCCUUCUUCGUUGUCGUUGUUCAACGCCAUUGUAAUACGCAGCGCACUGCCUGCUGACCUUGAUACUCUUACCGUGUCGUUUUGGAUGAAAGUGUCAGACCAGAGGGCUAUUCUGUACCCGUUUUCGUAUGUUUCUUUGAGCGUUAUUUCAGCCCUCAUUAUUGGUAUCAAGGACGAUGGGAUGGCAGAAGUUACCGUCGCGGGAGAGACAAAGGUUUUAUUUUCAGGUGUGAAGCGAGACAAUAAGUGGCAGCACUGUGCCGUCACAUGGAAGUCUAGUACAGGCAAUGUGUCAUUUUAUCGCGAUAAUAAGCUGAAAGGCUCUGAGACGGGCCUCAAAAUUGGCGAGAAAGUUCCCAGCGGAGGUAUACUGGUGAUUGGUCAAUACCAGGGUAGCUAUGGCGGUGGAUACGAUUCCUCCAAACUCAUGAUUGGUUACCUGGCUGACCUUAACAUUUGGUCCAGAGAACUGACGUCAUGUGAAAUUAAAACUCUUUCAAGUAAAUGCUUUUCGUCUUCAAGUUCUGCUCCUGUUUUGCCAUGGUCAACUAUUAUUUCAAAACCUUUGGGUGGAGAGCUUAGCAAGACGUGCCCAGCUACUUUAGAUAAGACUUCUUUGGCUAUGCUUACCUCCAAAAUUAUGUUUUUGUUCGUGACAUUUAUGUCAUUUCCCUAUUGUUAUAACGAACCUAAUGUAAUUUGUCCCACUGAACGUUCUGCUGGAGCCCUGAUCAGCAAGAAAGACAUGGCACUCAAAGGACACGUUAGAAAAACCCUGGAGAAAACCACCUUUAUUCAGUGUAGUCUUCGCUGUCUAAAGGAAGAUUGGUGUGUCUCGGUCAAUUUUGAAAUCCAAAAGACAAUGGGAAAGUGUGAGUUGAAUGACUAUGGAGUUGAAGACGAGACAGGUGUAUCGAUAGAGAAAGGAGAAUUUGAGAAGAAAGACGGGUUUGUCUACACUCAACUCAGACCAGCUGGGCUUGGAUGUCAUGAUGACACUUGCCUAAAUGGCGGCACUUGUGUUAUCGAUUGUAUCCAAUGGACACCACAUGUACAGUGUCAUUGUGCAAGUGGUUUUCGUAAGAAUCGCUGUGAAGAUAUCAACGAGUGUUCUAGUAAUCCAUGUCUUCACGGUGGAACAUGCACAGAUCAGGUCAAUGGCUACUCGUGUACAUGUGCUGCAGGAUACAAUGGAGCAAACUGUGAAAAUAAUAUCAACGAGUGUUCAAGUAAUCCAUGUCWWMACGGUGGAACAUGCACAGAUCAAGUCAAUGGCUACUCGUGUACAUGUGCUGCAGGAUACAAUGGAGCAAAUUGUCAAAAUCAUAUCAACGAGUGUUCUAGUAAUCCAUGUCAAAGCGGUGGAACAUGUACAGAUCAGGUCAAUGGCUACUCGUGUACAUGUACUGGAGGAUACAGUGGAACGAGAUGUGAAACAUUGUUAUCUUCAAGUUCAAACUGUGAGCUUCAUUUUCCAUCUACAUCGACGUCCAACUCCAUUGUAAUAGAUAGCGCGCUGUCUGCUGAGCUGGGUAGUUUUACCGUGUCGUUUUGGAUAAAAGUAUCUCACCCAACGGUUAUCUUGUAUCCGUUUUCGUAUGCCACUACAAAUGUCACUUCAGCCUGGUUUAUUGGUAUAAAGGAAGACGCUACAGCAGAAAUUACGGUCGCGGGAGAAACAAAGUCCCUGUCUUCGGGACUGAGACGGGACAACACAUGGCAACACUGUGCAAUUACUUGGAGAUCCAGCACAGGCAAAGUAUACUUCUACCUCAAUAGCGUCUUGAAAGGCUACGGGAUGGGCCUCAAAAUUGGCGAGAAAGUUCMCAGCGGAGGCAAGCUGGUGAUUGGUCAAUACCAGGGUAGCUAUGGCGGUAGAUACGAUUCCUCCAAACUCAUGAUUGGUUACCUGGCUGACCUUAACAUUUGGUCCAGUGAACUGACGUCAAGUGAAAUUAAAACUCUUUCAAGUAAAUGCUUCUCGUCUUCAAGUUCUGCUCCUGUUUUGUCAUGGUCAACAAUUAUUUCAAACCCUUUGGGUGGAGAGCUAAGCAAGACGUGUCCGGCUACUUGUCCAGCCUAGUUGAAAAGCUAUGACAAGUAGGCUUGAUUCACUUGCUUGAUCACAUGUGAACAACUUAUAUUUAAACUUAUAUACACAACUUAUAUUUUAACCGCAUGAUUUGAAUUUUUUGUUUGGCUUUUAUUUUUAUCCCCCUUACUUUUUGAAGUUAAAAUGAAGAAGGGUAUGUAACGAUCUCAUGGUGCAUUUGAUUAGGGAACUGAGUUUGAGGACAUGCCAGAUAGCAUUAAGCCUUGUUCAAAGUAAAUACAAAUAUUGUAUUUGUUGCAAGGUUCGUUUAAUUAAUUUACCUUCACAAACCCUCGGCUGUUAAAAAUGAUCCCAAGGGACUAGCAUGCGAAUUUAUUUCGGAAAACAUUUAUAAUCAAGGAAGUAAGCAUUUUGUCAGAACUUUUUUGUUAGUUUCUUGGGAAUCUAGUACGUUAAUGUCUG
Actinia tenebrosa (Australian red waratah sea anemone) is the source of this 3006-nucleotide messenger RNA. RefSeq lists its product as uncharacterized. NCBI's taxonomy places the organism in Eukaryota, Metazoa, Cnidaria, Anthozoa, Actiniaria, Actiniidae. The record is from RefSeq and is a predicted model, not a curated record.